Vigna unguiculata (cowpea) is the source of this 1013-nucleotide messenger RNA. Its product is annotated as chaperone protein dnaJ 11, chloroplastic-like. Lineage: Eukaryota; Viridiplantae; Streptophyta; Magnoliopsida; Fabales; Fabaceae. The record is from RefSeq and is a predicted model, not a curated record.
CAGAUUCAGGUCAAUUGUAUCCUUUGCCACCGGCACCGAAGUUUUGAGUCCUCAAAGCAUGGCUUCGUGCACCACGCUCUACCAGAUUCUGGGAAUCUGUCCAGCCGCGUCGGAAGGAGAAAUCAAAGCGGCUUACCGGCAACUGGUGAAGGUCUGCCACCCGGACGUGGCUCCGAUGGGGAAAAAGGAAUCCUCUGGGAGCGAGUUCAUAAAGAUCCACGAUGCUUAUCGCACGCUAUUGAAUCCCGAUAAGCGUGCCAAGUAUGAUCGAAACUUGAUUCCACGUGGGCGAGUGUUCUCAACGGCGUCGUCUGGAGUUUCCGGCUAUAAUGGUCGGAGAUGGGAAACUGACCAGUGCUGGUAGAGGGUGUGAACGGUGCAAUCACGCCAGAUGAACACGUGAAGCAGAAGUUACUCCUCUGUUAAAAAAAGGAAAAUGAUAUACUAGCAAUCAACAAGUGACAACUUUUCUCGUAACAUGUUGACUCUUUUUUUAUUUCAUUAAAUAUUCGAUGAAAUUACAGCUGAAACUAAAAAACCAUCAAAGUAAAAGAAACCUUCUCUUUUCAAUUGUCUUCUUCCACUUUUCAACCUCUCGUCUUCUCCGAGGUUUGGAUAAUGUGCAAAGUCUGUAUUCCUCUAAAAAAUUAUUUUAUUCUUCUUUUCUCCUCUUUAGAUGUGUGUAAAGAUUUUUCUCUUGUCCAACAUACAAAAGGUACAAAAGGUGUGUGCUUCGUCAUUAGAAUGAAUUUUGGCAAAAAGGAUCCAUUUUUUUGCAGUUUGUAAUGAUGCGGUGAAUAUAGUGGCGUUUAAGUGGUGAGUUUAGUAUUCGUAGUUGAUGAGAAUUGAGUUUGCUUAUUCUUCUUUUUCCUCAUUUUGGUGUCAGUGGAAAGGUCUUUCUCUUACCCAACUUUAUGGAAGGUGUGUGCUUCGUGUGUUAUCAUUCAAAUCUCAGAGGAGGAUAUUGUUAUCAUUCAAUAUGAGUUUGGAGUCUCACAUUGACUGAAAGUGAU